This is a messenger RNA of Pogona vitticeps (central bearded dragon), 867 nucleotides long. It is a transcript of the gene EFCAB9, whose product is annotated as EF-hand calcium binding domain 9. Gene Ontology annotation, cellular component: cytoplasm; sperm principal piece. Lineage: Eukaryota; Metazoa; Chordata; Lepidosauria; Squamata; Agamidae. Gene Ontology annotation, molecular function: calcium ion sensor activity; calcium ion binding. The record is from RefSeq and is a predicted model, not a curated record. Gene Ontology annotation, biological process: flagellated sperm motility.
CAGAAUUGAUUAGCGGCAAAAUGAAGCUGAGGCCAAGCUGCUUUAUGCAUUUCUUGUGCUUAGAUAAAAUGUACUGCUUAUUAUCUGUCAGAAAUGCUAGAGCACUGGCAUAUUACUUUAAACUACUUGAUGUUCAUAAGAGGAAUGCUCUGAAUGAUCUGCAGUUUUAUCAUUUUCUUCGCUAUGUAACUAAUCUGACCAAGUCCCAGAUCAUGUUGGUGUUUGACUUGCUGGAUUGGGAAGGAAAAGGGGAGAUUGGAUUUGAUGAGUUCUAUAUGCUUGCCUGCAUCAUUAUGGCUCACGAGAACCACCUUGAAAAGCAGUUCAUGUAUCGUCAUUCUCACGCUGUUUUCGAGUUGCUGGAUAUCGAUGGGGGUCAUACUGUUGGUCCAAUGGAGUUCCAAGCCACUCGUUUCCUUUUCAAUAUUAAGAAGAGCGAGCUGAGUCAGAUAUUCAAGGAUUUCGAUAUUUCUGGUGAUGAGCAAUUAAACUACAAGGAGUUCAAGAUGUUUACCAUCUUCUGCAUUGACAGACAACAGAGGAAAGCUAAAGAGAAGCUGAGGAGGCAAAUGGCUAAGGCUGCAGCGGAGGCUGAGGCUGAAGCUGCAGCUGAAGCUGAAGAAACUGAAAAUGAUUUGAGUGUACUUUAAUUACACUUGGAAGAACAGAGCCUCCUGCAGCCAGAAAAUUAUAAUCACAAAAAUUAAACAUGUAAUACAGAGAACACGGAAUAUCUCCUUCCAGCAAAUUGUUCAAGGAGAUCAAAAAGAGAAGUGAUUGUCCUAAGCUGUAUCAAUAUUUAAAUCUCCUUUUUGGAGAAAAUACUCCAAAAUACUAAGUUCUUUUAUAUACAAAAUACUAUAAACA